Molecule: messenger RNA, 1398 nt
Organism: Mytilus trossulus (common blue mussel)
Lineage: Eukaryota; Metazoa; Mollusca; Bivalvia; Mytilida; Mytilidae
Exons: 3
Coding region: 1-1398 (465 amino acids)
Source: RefSeq, a predicted model, not a curated record
AUGACUGUGACACAGCAAGUGAAGUAUGAUCUAGGGUGUAAACACUCAACGUUGUGUUUUCAUGGAUUGAAUAUAUUUGGGCGCCGAUCAUCUGCUGGCAGACAUUUAACAAGCGACAAAUGUUGUGGAGGAACAAACCAUUGUAAUGUUGACCUGCAAUGUGGACACCAAGAGCAUACUGGAGAGUUUUACUUGAUGCGUAACAAUGGUUUCCUGAGUUUCAUGUCAACUUUUAAACUACAUUUAUCAUCGUGCAAAGUUAAAUGGUUAGUUAUAUACAACCCUGAUAUCGGACUAUGUCACAACAUAUCGAUCUUUAAUACUUCACAAGUAAUCGAUAAUCCAUCAGAUUUCAAAGUCACCAGAAACGAAAUUGAGAAGAAAGGAGUACACAUACUUACGUCCAGCAAAACUGAUUUGUAUGCAUUAUAUAAGGAUUCGAUCACCAAUGAAGGAUUUUUUGUUUUACCAAAAGAAAAGCUAUCAACAUCGUAUGUUAUUCCGUCAUUCAUUCCUUCAGGAGGUGCUGAAUCGUUUAUCGGAAUUGUUGCAACAUCCGUCGAUACAGACGUAAAUAUAACAUUAAAACUACUCGAUAAGACUGAAACGGUUAGUUAUAACAAUACAAAGUAUGGAGAUGGUGAGACAAUUUCCAUUCACUUAGCAGAAAGGGGAACCCUAGAACUUUCCAGUAAUACUGACCUCACUGGUACGAUAGUCCAAUCAAACAAAGAUAUAGGAGUGCAGUCCGGGGUUGAUGGCGCUAAAGUACCUGUGAAUAGUGGUUUGAUGAAUCUGUUAUUGGAAAUGUUACCUCCAGUUAAAGAGCUAGGAACGACAUUUUUCAUUCCGCCAUUAUUUGACAGCAAACGAUUUAUAUUACGUUUAAUCGCUACACAUCCAAAUACAUCCAUCACUCUCCUCGGCAAACAGUUGAAACAAGCCACCAAAAUAGUGGACAAAAUUGGGGGUUACAUAGAUAUCAACAGCAACGCCUCUAUAAAAGUAGAAUCUGACAAACCAAUAGUGGCAGUGUAUUAUCAGCAGGGUGAAUUUAAACCGGUCGUACCUUUUAUGGUUAUAAUUAAACCAGAAGGGAAGCUGGAAGGAGUUCAAGAGUUUACCAUUUCAAAUGAUGGGUUCAGACACCAUAUCCUUAUUACCACGAAGAGUACUGAAUACCCUUUACUUCAGAUGGACGGGAAAAGCAUUAUUUAUAGAGACAAAAAUGUUUACGAUACGCGAAGUUUAAAUUCUUCUUAUGUUGUUGUAAGGACAGAUAUCGGUCCUGGACAUCAUACCAUUGGUUCGUUAUACCCGUCUGUUUUGACUGUCAAACUGGGAAUAAUCAUUUACGCCGAUUCCGACAAUGACAUUGCUUAUGGCUACCCUGUGUAA